UUCACAGGCGGUGGGGGGGGAAAAACAUGGCGUCCACUUUGAAGAGCGGUCACGGGCUGCUGCGAGCGUGCUGGAGACAGCAUGCGGUCACAAAACACACACGAUGUCCAGUUCCUCCCAUCACACACUGUCCAGUUCCUCCCAUCACACGCUGUCAGAGGGAGAAGAGCAUGGCUGUUCCCAACAGUUAUGUUCCGGAGACGUCUCUGUCCAGACCGCCGUGGCCCGUAUUAGCACCGUACGACAAAGAGAAAGAAGAACAGAAUCAUCAAGCGGUUGUGGAGAAGGUGAACAGUCUGCUGGAGAAGCGAGAGACCGGACGCCUGUUUGCCGUUGUCCACUUCGCCAGCCGUCAGUGGAAAGUGACCAGUGAAGAUCUGAUCCAGAUUGAGAACCACAUUGAGGCAGAGUGUGGAGAUCGCAUCCUGCUGGAGAAGGUGCUGCUGGUGGGAGGAGAAAACUUCACGCUCAUCGGGAAGCCUCUUCUCAGGCGUGAUCUGGUCCGAGUCGAGGCCACCGUGGUGGAGAAGACCGAGUCCUGGCCGAUGGUACACAUGGUGUUCUGGAAGAGGCACCGGUUCCAGAAGAAGAGAAUUAUCAUACAGCCGCAGACGGUGCUUCGGAUCAACGCCAUCGAGGUGUCUCCCACACUCCUCUGACCCGGCCUCGUCCUUCUCGUCAUCAAUUAUCCGAGUGUAAUGAAACUUGAACGUGUAUCAUUUAUUUGUAAGAUCUGUCAUUUAAUUUAAUAAAAGUCCCACACUGGGGAAAAUGUA
This is a messenger RNA of Hemibagrus wyckioides, 776 nucleotides long. RefSeq names its product mitochondrial ribosomal protein L21 (gene mrpl21). The transcript is spliced from 7 exons. The record is from RefSeq and is a predicted model, not a curated record. Bases 27 to 659 code for a protein of 210 amino acids. Gene Ontology annotation, cellular component: ribosome; mitochondrial large ribosomal subunit. Lineage: Eukaryota; Metazoa; Chordata; Actinopteri; Siluriformes; Bagridae. Gene Ontology annotation, molecular function: structural constituent of ribosome.